Molecule: messenger RNA, 1608 nt
Organism: Fraxinus pennsylvanica
Lineage: Eukaryota; Viridiplantae; Streptophyta; Magnoliopsida; Lamiales; Oleaceae
Source: the annotation of a GenBank genome assembly
AUGUUUAGGAGCAACAAUGUUACGGCCCGGAUUUUUGAGCGGCAGAUUUCUAACCCUGCUCCUGGCACCAGUGUUCAUCGUGCCAGGCGAUUUUAUGAGAACAUAGUCCCAAGUCAUACCAUAUAUGACAUCGAAUGCCCCGACCUUUUAUUUCGUAAGUUCACAGACGAUGGACAGUAUCUUAUAACUUUCAGCAGGAAUCAUCAGGAUCUCAUUGUUUAUAGACCGACAUGGUUGUCAUUUUCGUGCGAAGUAGAAGAUUGUUAUGCUCAUGACCUUCCAAAUAAAGCCAACAAAUUUGAGAGUUUCUUCACCCAACUAUAUAGUGUUUCUCUUGCUUCCAGUGGUGAACUUAUAUGCAAAGAUUUCUUCCUUUACAUAGAAGGCAAACAGUUUGGAAUAUUUGCAACUUCAACUGCACAAAUUCAUGAUGCACCUGCUGUUGGAGGUGCAAUUCAAGGAAUCCCAUCAAUUGAAAAGAUAACCUUUCACCUCUUGAGACUGGAAGAUGGAGUAAUACUUGAUGAGAGGGUUUUUUGCAACGAUUAUGUUAAUUUAGCACAUAGCAUGGGUGUCUUCUUGUAUGACGAUUUAUUGGCCAUAGUCUCUCUGCGUUACCAAAGAAUACACAUUCUCCAGAUUAGGGACUCUGGCAACUUUGUUGAUGUGCGUGCAAUUGGGAAAUUUUGCUGUGAAGAUGAUGAACUUUUCCUCAACUCUAGUGCACAGUGCACUGCCCCUGACAAAAAUAAAUUGCACCAAGUGUCUACAAAUCAUGUUGGGAAUGGUUCACAUGUAGAAUAUAUUCAUGAAACUUCUUUUUUGAGUGGUUUAAAGCAGCGGUUGCUUUCAUUCAUAUUUCGAGGAAUAUGGAAUGAAGAAGUUGAUCCAAAGCUGAGAAUGCAAUGCCUGAAGAAGAAGUUCUAUUUCAAUUUCCAAGAUUAUGUAGAUUUGAUCAUCUGGAAGGUGCAAUUCUUGGACCGAUAUCAUCUAUUGAUCAAACUUGGCAGUGUUGGUGGAGGGGUGGCACGAAAUGCAGAUAAUCAUCCUGCCUUUUUUGCUGUAUAUAACAUGGAGACUGCUGAAAUUAUUUCAUUUUAUCAGAACUCUGCAGAGGAGCUUUAUUCAUUGUUUGAACUGUUCUGCGAUCACUUUCACUCGUCAUCAAAGAAUUCAUCACUUUACAUGAAUUUCAUAUCAAGUCAUUCAAAUAACAUCCAUGCCCUGGAGCAGCUAUGGAGCAAUAAAAAUAAAGCUACCAGCUUGUCUCAGUUUGUGAAGAAGAUGUUAGUCAAUUUGCCUUUUAAUUGUCAAUCUCAGAGUCCUUCCCCCUACUUUGACCAAUCCCUCUUCCGAUAUGAUGAGAAGCUGAUUUCAGCAACUGACCGACAUAGACAGUCCGCUGACCAUCCCAUCAGAUUCAUUUCAAGGAGGCAACAAAAUAUUCUCAAAUUCAAGAUCAAAACAGGACCUGAAGCUGGAAGCUCUGAUUGUCGAACGAAAAAAAUCUGCUCAUUUCUCUUCCAUCCAGUUUUGCCUCUAGCAAUCUCCAUCCAACAGACACUGUUUUUGCAGCCAGCAGUUGUAAAUAUUCACUUCCGUCGAUAA